Thunnus maccoyii (southern bluefin tuna) is the source of this 2458-nucleotide messenger RNA. RefSeq names its product homeodomain-interacting protein kinase 2-like. NCBI's taxonomy places the organism in Eukaryota, Metazoa, Chordata, Actinopteri, Scombriformes, Scombridae. The transcript is spliced from 9 exons. The record is from RefSeq and is a predicted model, not a curated record. Gene Ontology annotation, molecular function: protein serine/threonine kinase activity; ATP binding; protein tyrosine kinase activity. Gene Ontology annotation, biological process: intrinsic apoptotic signaling pathway in response to DNA damage by p53 class mediator; peptidyl-threonine phosphorylation; positive regulation of transcription by RNA polymerase II. The coding region runs from base 355 to 2400 and encodes 681 amino acids. Gene Ontology annotation, cellular component: PML body; nucleus; cytoplasm.
GGGAGGAUAAGUGACUUUACUUUAGUCAAAAUCACAUUGAUUUUCUUCCUGAACAGGAAACAGCACAGAGCCCCAACCAAACUCUGUAUGCUUCAGUCUGUAUGUGUUUGUCUUUGCUCUUGUUUUCAGAUAAACUUGUUGUUUUUUUAUCACAGAACAUUCUGACAUUCUAGAAAAUGACAGAGUUCUUCUACAGUAUGACAUCAUAGAGCUGCAUUCUAUCAGAACAGGCUUAUGAGUGAGAACUUCAGCCAGAAAUCAUUUCAGUAUCAUCUGUUCAGACAGGAGACACGAGAAACACAAAGUCAAUCUGCGCUACGCUUCCUUUGAAUUAGCAAAACUUGACAAAGAAACAUGCGAAAGCAUAGAAACAGAAAACGGUCGUCAGCGACCUCAAGAAGAGAGGAAAAGAAAAGAGCACCUGUUAACUCAGAGCUACAACCCAAUGACGUGCUGAGAAGCAGUUGGAGUGAAUACCUGCUUCAGCACUUCAUGUUUGAUGGGUUCUUCAGCAGAGUCGCUCGGUGUCAAGACAAAAACACCAAAGACACUGUGGCCCUCAAGAUCUUCAAGAAGAGGAGCAAUGACUCCCAGGAGCCCAACAGAGAGCUGGCCAUGCUGAAAAUGAUCCGUGGUCUUGAUCCGCUCAACGUCGUUCGAUUCUGUGAGAGUUUCGAACACAUGGGGAAGAUGUGUCUUGCAUUUGAAAUGCUGGACAAGAAUCUCCACGAGCUGCUGAGGGAGAGACGUGGCAACCCGCUCUCUCCUCAGCAAAUCAGAUCUAUCACAGAACAGCUGGUCGCUGCACUCGGAGCUCUGAAGACUGUUGGUGUGAUUCAUACAAAUAUCACACCACAAAACAUCAUGCUGGUUAACCAGAAAGAAACUCCCUUCAGAGUCAAACUCAUUGACUUUAGUUCAGCCAUCAAAGCUGCUGAAGUCAAGCGUGGCGUCAUCAUGCAGCCUGUCGCAUACAGGUCUCCUGAAGUGAUUCUGGGUCUUCCCAUCUCAGAAGCUGCAGAUAUGUGGUCUCUGGGUGGUGUUCUGGCAACCCUGUACCUUGGCAGUGUGCCGUUCCCUCAGCGGUGCCAGUAUUACCUGAUGAAGACUAUGGUGCAGACACUGGGUCAGCCGGAGGACCAGAUCCUAGAUGACGGCACCCACACGCUGCUCUAUUUCAGCCAGAACCAGGACUCCACAAAGCCAGCAUGGAGGCUAAAGACGGCUGAUGAGCACAAGGCUGUGACUGGCUUCCCGCCCCAAAAUCACAGAGGCAGCUCAACCAGGUUCAGCAGCCUGGAUGACCUUGUGAUGCUGUACCCAGAGGCAGAGACGAUUGAGGAAAGGACAGAGUUUGUUUGCCUGCUGAAGCAGAUGCUGUGUCUGAAUCCUCACAAGAGAAUAACCCCAAGUCAAGCUCUGGGUCACCUGUUUAUAACCAUGAGCCAACGGGGUGACGAUGAUGAUGCCAUCUCUCAUGAGACAGCCUCACCUGCUCUUACAAGUCAUCAAGAGCCACAAGAUGAUGGUGGCUCAGCAGCAGCAGACACAGUUGCCAUCCUGACUACAAGAGAUGGAGACUCUGCUGUGACUGAAUCAAGAGAUGAAGAUUCAGCUGAAAGUCGCUCAAAUGGUAGAGAUCCAGAUGAUGAGCCCUCAGAUGGUGCAGCUGAUGAAGCUGCAGUCACCUCUGCCUCCACAGAUGAAGCAUCUACUGCACCUGUACUGACUGACCUGUAUGACGCUGUUUCAGCUGACAAAGGUCCAGUCACUCCAUCUGCAGCUGGAGAGGUUUCAGCUUCACCUUUAACUGCUGACUUGAAUGAUGCUGAUUCAAGUAAAGAGGCUGAAAGUCGCUCAAAUGGUAGAGAUCCAGAUGAUGAGCCCUCAGAUGGCGCCGCUGGUGCAGCUGAUGAAGCUGCAGUCACCUCUGCCUCCACAGAUGAAGUAUCUAUUGCACCUGUACCGACUGACCUGUAUGACGCUGUUUCAGCUGACGAAGGUCCAGUCACUACAUCUGCAAGUGAUGGAGCUUUAACUGCACCUCCAAGAAACGACUCUGAUGCUGCUGCGGGUGCAGCAGAUGAAGCUGCAGUCAACUCUACCUCUAUUGAUGAAGCUUCAACAGCAUCUCUCAAGACUGACCUGUAUGACGCUGUUUCAGCUGACAAAGGUCCAGUCACUGCAUCUUCAGCUGAUGAAGCCUCAGCUACACUUCCAGAGACUGACACAGAUGAAGCUGGUCCAGCUGAUAAACAUACAGUCAUGGACUCUGAUGGAGUCUCAGCCACCAGCUCUAGAAACACUCAGAGGAAGCCGCUGAAAAGGAUCAAGAGAUUCUUCGGCAGGAUGUUUAGAGCCCUGUGCUGCUGUUGUUGCUCUGUACAUGUUGAGGAAUAAUUCUAUUUAAUUUCAUUUUCUGUGUAAUUUGUCAUUAAAAAAUAAAUGCAUAAAAAUA